Molecule: messenger RNA, 3121 nt
Organism: Drosophila montana
Lineage: Eukaryota; Metazoa; Arthropoda; Insecta; Diptera; Drosophilidae
Gene: wdp
Product: windpipe
Exons: 2
Coding region: 347-2458 (703 amino acids)
Cellular component (GO): extracellular matrix
Molecular function (GO): protein binding
Source: RefSeq, a predicted model, not a curated record
UUUUUUAGCGGUGCGUUUUUAUUCGGCGUUAAGCUUUUCAAUCGAACGGUCGCGUGUGCCAGCGCUACGCCACGGCCAGUUAGUUUCGCCGCGAUACGCAGCUGUGACAGUCGAACGCGGCGUUAUUUAAUCUCUAUAUAGAUUAUUCGUAUUCCGAUCGUCGUGCCGCUCCGCCAGCCGUGGAGUGUGCGUGCGUGUCUCACCACAGCCCAACAGAGAGGCAGCUGAACAACCGCCCAACCGCCCAACCACCCAACCACCCACUCGGCCGCAUCCAAGUGUUGAUCCUCAAUCCCGCUCUGUGUGUUCGCUAGCCGAACCCAGCACAAGUAGAUCCCAGUCAGAGAUGGAGCGCCGCGUUAACUUGUUGCCCGCCCUGCUGGCUCUCUUGCUGUGCAUUUGUGCAGCAGCAGCAGCAGCAGCUGGAGCAGGAGCUGGAGCAUCGCCCGCGUAUUACUGCCCCGAGGACUGCAGCUGUUCGCUGUCGCAGCACACGCACAAGCCGCUGCUCCAUGCCAAGUGCAACAGCACGAAGGGUUUGAAGCUGUCUUCAUUCCCUUCCGUGCCCAUACAUUCCAUUGAUUUGUCAUAUUUGGGCUUGACGCGUCUGGGCCAUGUGCUGGACAUGCUGCCCAAUCUCACCUCCGUGGACUUGUCGCACAACGACUUGCACGAGUUGGGGCAUCUGAGCAAGCGCAUCAAGAAGCUCAAUCUCAAGCACAAUCGUUUGACCUCAGCCAAGCUGUUGAAGCUGCCGCAGCAUUUGCAGGUUCUGAAUUUGCAGCACAAUGACAUCACGUCGCUGCCCAUGGAGCUGACACAUCUGCAGCAUUUGCAGCAGCUGGAGCUGGGCCACAAUGCCAUCAAUUGCUCGUGCAGCACCUUGGAGGUGCGCAACUGGCUGCAGGAGCGCCAUGUCUAUAUGGAGAAGCCCGUCAUCUGCAGCCAGCCGACGGAGGCGCACGGCAAGCCCUGGCUGCAGCUGAAGCAGUCCGAGAUCUGCGAGAAGGAGCAGCGCGGCUGGUAUACGCCGGACAUAGACGAGAACGAGCUGAUGUUGGGCGAUCAGCCCAUGCCCGACUCCAGCGAGCAGGAGGACGACGAGGAGCAGGAACUGGGCAAAGACUAUCUGGUCAUCGAUGGCAAGAAGUCCGUAAAGACGCCGGAACCAGCACCUGCCCAGUUGCAUAGCGAUGUGGAGGGCUCGGGCGAUCUGAACGAGAUGAAUAUGGAACUAAUUGCCCAGCAGGCAUCGGAGCCGGUGCCCGUUAUUGCCGAGGAGCCCAAGGGAGCAGAGCAGCUGGUCGCUGCUCACGACGAGGAAGACACCGACGAGGAGGGCUCGGGCAGCGGCGGCGGCGCCCUAAUCAUACCAGCCAUCCAUUCGGAUCCCAUCAACACAGAUGACUUUGAGCCUCCAGAAACGCACGAAUCCGAACAGGUAAGCAACGAAAACAACGACGACGACGACGACGACAGCUACGACAACAAGCCGCUGGAGCAGCCGGCCACGCCCUCGGCGGACAUCUUCAAGAACAUCGGCAUCUUUGAGGAUGCCGGCGGCAAUCCGGUCAGCGAGGAGGCGAUUGUGCCCGUGGUGCAGACCAAGCUGGAUGCGGAUGUGGUCACCGACGGCCCAUUGGAUCUGGACAAGACCUCCGAGGACAUACUGUCCGCCAAAGUGGGCAAAAAGGAUGACAGCAACGCGAUCUAUUUCCUGCUGGGCGUCAUUGCGCUCAUCGUGCUCGGCCUGAUACUCUUCGUGGCCAUCAAACGCUGCAAAUACAACAACAAUGCGGCGGCGGCGGCACGUGACGCCGAGGCGCAGCGCCAGACGGAGCUGCUGGACAUGGACAAGAGCAAGCUGGGCAAGCCGCUGGCACGCAACGGCCACGAGCAUUCGCCCCUGAUUGGCGAGAAGACCAAGCUGGACGAGGCGCAGAUUGUCAACGGCAACGGCAAGAAGCCGUACGAUAGCAAGGACGGAGCUGGACAGCAGCCGCUGCUCAAUGGCAACGGCACGGCCAACGGCGAUGCCAAGGAGUUGCCCACCAUCAAUGAACCCGUCGCCAAUUCGGAGCCGGCGGCACCAACACAUGAAUACUAUCCCAUCACGCCGCGUUAUCCCACGCCGCAGUCGCCGCGCGCCUCCAAGUACGCGCAGCAUCCGCAGGGCCAGGCCGCCGCCGGCGAGCCGAACAACAACAACAACAAUAAUAGUAACAACAACAACAACAACAAUGAACCGGAUGGCGCCUACUUGCCAUCGUCACCCAAAUCCGGCCGCUAUUCGCCCGUCUAUUCGCCAGAGACCGGACGCGUCAAGAUCAAGCUAACGGAGACGCCCAAACCGAAGACGCCGAUGUUGGUCACGCGCAGCAAAUCGAAUGCUGGCGAUAUUAUAACCACGCCCUAUUUAGAGCCCACACAUCAGGUCAACGGCAUUGCCGGCCACUGAGAUGAUCCCCUCCGAAAAAUCCCCGCCAGCAGCCCCCCUUUUUAGGCGUGAGAAACCGAUAACAACAACAACAACAACUAGAAGAAGAAAAGCCUUUAGCUGAGCUUAGAGUGUGUGGCAAUCGAUAAUCGAUAGACGUUAAUCGAUAAUCGAUAGACGAUAACGGUGCUUUGCAAAGUAGAGCAAACAACAACUAUUCGUUUUAAGCUCCCGCAUCCCCUCUUAAUAUACAUAUACAUAUACAUAUAUAUGGUAACCGUUUUGUAGUUUUAGCAUUAAGUAAAUUAAUUAAUACUUAAGCAUAAAUCUAGUUUAAUACCAAAGUUAAAAAAUAUCUUAAAUGUAAAUUUCCCCAGCAGCGCGAAAUACAAACGAUAAAAGAUGAUAAAUCCGAAAUGGGCUGAUGACGCUUUGCAACACUAUUUUUCUACUACUGGCAUCUGCAUGAGACACACACAAACACACGAUUACUUACUAUACAAACCUAUACAUAUAUAUACACACAUAUAUAGAUCAAUUUAUAUAUGUUCUUUAUAUAUUUAAUUAUAAUAUUUAAGCUGCAUUCUCUUGUGAAAUUAUAUUGUGUUACUCUCUGUUCGUGUGAAUGACUUUUCAAUUCAAAAUAAGCCUAUCAAUAAAAAGAAAAACUACAACAUUUAAAAA